CCAUGACAACCUGAAUAUUCACCAAGUGGUACGGAAGCUGCCAACAUCACAUUUGAUCUGAUACGGGACAGCUCAUGGAUGUGCCUACGAAAGCGCGCUGUGGAGCGAAAAAGCAACGCCCGGGAGCCAGACACAUCAAACGCGUUAAAAGCGGCUGUUUGACUUGCAAAAUCCGCCACAAGAAAUGUGACGAAAAAAGACCAUCCUGCACUCAAUGCCUGACAUUAUCCCACAACUGCGAGUUCUCUACAUCAACAGCAACAACUCCGCCAACUACGCCGCCCUCGUUCACCACCACCGCUACGACUCUCGUUCAAUCCCCCCUCACCACACUCCCCUACCACCAACACCAGAACAACCAAACAACCCUAACCCACUUCUCCUUCUUCCGCGAAGUCUGCGCCCCAGAGUACUCCCUCUUCUAUACUUCACCAAUCUGGGAACCUUUGAUUCUGCGCGUGAUAUUGCACGAGGAAUUCGCAUGGCACGCUGCGUUGGCAAUCAGCGCGUUGACGAGAUCGCAUUAUGACUCCUCUUUUUCUUCCAGCUCCUCGUCAUCUCCCGCCGCGACUAGCAGUACGCAGGGAGAUAGGUUAGAUGAUGCGACGUCACCACAUGCCUUCGCGAACUCGCACUACACACUCGCUCUCCGUCUGCUGAACGCGCGGCUUGAGAGAGAAGGGUGGGAUGCCGCGGAGAUGGCGGUGCUGGGGAGUGUGAUGUUUGUUAACAUUGAGUUUUUGCGAGCGGGGGCUGGAGGAGGGGCGGGGGGACGGAAGGGGAGGAGUUUGGUGGGUGUGCAUGUUGAGGGCGGUUUGGGGGUGUUGAGGUGUGUUAUGAGGGAGGGAAAGAAGAGGGCGACGAGGUUGGUGGAGGGUUGGGAUGUGUUGGAGGAUGCGUUGGGGGUUGUUAGAGGGCAGAUUGAGGGGUUGGGUGGAGGGGGGGAGUCGAAGCUUUGA
Periconia digitata is the source of this 959-nucleotide messenger RNA. NCBI's taxonomy places the organism in Eukaryota, Fungi, Ascomycota, Dothideomycetes, Pleosporales, Periconiaceae. The record is from the annotation of a GenBank genome assembly.